AUGAAGCGGAAAAUUCUCGUUGUCGAUGACAGCAACGUUACUCGAAAGCUUGUUUCUCGGGCUUUUGAAAAGGCCAAUUUUAUUGUAGACACUGCUUCUAACGGGGCAGAAGGUGUCGAAAAGCUCAAAGCAUCGAUUUAUGAUAUUGCUUUUAUGGACAUUGACAUGCCUGUGAUGAAUGGCUUUGAAGCGACCAAAAAGCUAAGAGAAUGGGAGGACACAAUGCGUCCCGGGUGCCGGCAACCUAUUUGCGCCCUGACCGCAACUUACGUCGACGACUUCGAACGUAGCGAGCUGAUGAAGUUUAGGGAAGCCGGACUUGACGUGAUGGAAAGUAAGCCUUGCAAUAUGCCUCGGCUUUUUAAAGUCGUU
Messenger RNA from Phaeodactylum tricornutum CCAP 1055/1, 372 nucleotides. RefSeq lists its product with no specific name. The transcript has a single exon. The annotation marks the transcript as partial. The record is from RefSeq and is a predicted model, not a curated record. Gene Ontology annotation, biological process: phosphorelay signal transduction system. Lineage: Eukaryota; Bacillariophyta; Bacillariophyceae; Surirellales; Neidiaceae.